GCUUGGCUGCAGCUCCGGGCCACCGGGCUUCACUGGCUGAGACGGUGGGAUUGCCCCAGGAGCUUCAUCCUGGGAUUGGUGCUGGACGCGGGAGAGGUCGACCAGAGACAGGCCCAAGCCCUUCCAUUAGGAAGGAAAGGAUUUAUAGGAAUGAGCUAGAGAGUGCUGGCAAUAGUGAUGUUGAGGGGAACCUUGCUAAGGAAUUUCCAGGAUGGUUUAGGAAACAUCUUGCCACCGAAAGGUUUGUGAAUGGAGAACAAAUCAAUGAAGACCUAUAUGCAUUGGCAAGUCAACCACUUCUUAGAUUUCGUAUAUUUUCAGGAUGUAUUGUUGAUGGUGUCCGAUAUCACACCGUGGACCGUGAGAGAAAUAGAAGAACACAAAAUAGUGGAGUCAUGGUUGAGGGGUCACAUAAUGGAGAAGAUAUAGACUUUUUUGGUCAGUUGAAAGAAGUAAUACAGUUGCAGUACAACUCUGAUGCCAACAGUCAAAGGACAGUGGUGUUAUUCAAGUGUGAUUGGUUUGAUACCUGUAGCAUGAAGUCUAGGAUGGAGAAUGAUGGAUAUUUCAAAAGCAUCAGCCAUGGCAGUUGUUGGUACAAGGGUGAUGCUUUCAUCCUUGCCACCCAGGCAACAAAGGUUUUCUACUUGGAUGAUAACAAGCAUGGUGAACCCUGGAAAGUUGUUCAAAAAUUUUCUCAUCGGCUCUUGUGGAAUGUGAAUGAAGAAGAAAAUGAUGACGGGCAAGAGGGAGGGGUUGAUCUGACAUACCAAGAUGAUGAGCAAGAAAUAUCUCUAGUUCAAGCUCAUGAAGGAUCUUCGGUCAACGAACAGCCAGUCAACGAAGAAGACGGUAUCAGUGUAGAGGCAUCCUUAGUUGAUCAGAUUUGUAGGCAACAGGAUCUGGAAGUUGAAGAACAUGACCUGUACAAUGAUGAUUAUGAUGAUACCUUAGGGCAGUAUGAUAGUGAAAAUGAAUGUACAAUUAUAAUCCCUAAUGAUGAUGGUGAGUAUAGUGAUGUUGAGUAAUUGAGAUCUAUGAAUCUCAGUUGUGAUGAAAUUGUUGUUUUUAAACAGCUCCAAAUGUUUCUUAGAAGCUGAUGAAUUCCAGCUGUCCUUUGUGAACACAGUUAUGUUUUUAAACAGCUCCAAAUGUUUCUUAGAAGCUGAUGAAUUUGUGAGCUGUAAAAUAAUUACCAUUUGUGAACUCAGUUAUGUAAACUCCUGAAUUGAGAUAUGUGAAUUCCAGCUGUACUGUGUU
Messenger RNA from Sorghum bicolor (sorghum), 1260 nucleotides. RefSeq lists its product as uncharacterized. The transcript has 3 exons. The record is from RefSeq and is a predicted model, not a curated record. Lineage: Eukaryota; Viridiplantae; Streptophyta; Magnoliopsida; Poales; Poaceae. Bases 396 to 1028 code for a protein of 210 amino acids.